This is a messenger RNA of Hyaloperonospora brassicae, 1788 nucleotides long. The record is from the annotation of a GenBank genome assembly. Lineage: Eukaryota; Oomycota; Peronosporomycetes; Peronosporales; Peronosporaceae.
AUGAUGACGAGAGUGACGAAGGCGAACACGGAGGUGAUGGUACGGGUGAGGAAUACAGACAGGCUCACAUCAUCUGGAUCGAUUUGUCACUAUCGGGCGCUUGCCAAUGCACGAGAAGUCUAUACGAAGAAGAAGAAAGCUGGAGCGAAGGCGAUCAAGGCUUCGGAGGCAACUGACAAAGCAAUUGCACUGGCCGAGAAGACCACUUUGAAAACCCUGGAAAAGCAGCAAACGAAGCGAAACGUGAUCUACCAGCGGCGCAAAACGCUUUGGUUUGAGAAGUUUCAUUGGUUUCUUACCAGCGAAAAGAACUUGGUGGUUGCUGGAAAAGAUGCGCACCAGAACGAACAACUGGUCAAGCGGUAUCUGCGGAAGGGAGAUGUGUACGUCCACGCCGAUCUUCAUGGCGCUGCUUCUUGUAUUGUGCGCAACCAUGCAAGCACUAGGAACAUCGAGACCCAGGAACUUCCUCCUGUAUCUAUAACUACGCUAGAACAGGCAGGACGCAUGGGUGUAUGCCGCAGCAACGCCCGGAGUAGUCAGUUGAUUGCUGGAGCCUAUUGGGUCCAUGCCGACCAGGUGUCAAAGACCGCGCCAGCAGGCGGGUUCCUCACGACUGGCAGUUUCAUGAUCCGGGGCAAGAAGAAUUACAUCCAGCCAUCUCGGCUCGAAAUGGGACUAGCAAUUCUCUUUCAUAUUGACGUGAGCAGCGUCAGCCAGCAUGCGCGCCAGAAUGAAGAAAGAGAUCUUCGGGUGAUGGACGACUUUGACGAGAGAGAUGGGAGUGACUUACCAAACGUUCUGCCGGAAGAACAGGAAGGAUUGCACCAGCAAGACGUGGCUGUCGAGGAGAAAAGUGAGGAAGCGACAGACGACAGUUGUUCGGAGCCGCGUAAGUCUCAUGUUCCUGCGGAUGUCGCUCAAGGUAAUGAGAUUGACGACAGAAAAGACAAGUCAGACCCGUCUAAACAGGAGCCUCAGCGUGACGGGCGAAAACGGUUGUCGACAAGAGAGCGCCGUGACCUGAAGAAGGGUGUCCCAACAGCUUACGAGGAUGGAGCUGGUGACAAUAGUCAGCCGUCUUAUCAGGCAAAACAGGGCCAAAGGAAGGAUACGCGCAAGUCGCUCGACAAGGGCAACGUCCAGGUCUCUCGGCUGGAUAAGAGCGUUCGUGGCAAGAAGAGUAAGGUGAAGAAAAUGAAGAAGAAGUACGCUGACCAGGACGAUGACGAUCGCCGGCUGCGCAUGGAGGCGCUGGGUCACGUGAUGGAGGAGACAGACGAUGGGGACAGCCAGCGUGACCAGAACAGUGAGUGCGUCGGACAAGCGAGAGAUGGAGGUGUCGAUGACGAGGACGAUGGUAGUCCUGUGACCAGUGCCACCACCGAGACCAAGGACGAGUACAUUCGUCAGCAGCGCGAGAAAAAAGAGAAGUUUCUUGACGAGCAAGAGGGUGAGGUGGAAAGCAUUGGAUUCUUUGAUGCGUUCACGGGCGAGUAUCUACCGAACGACAUUGCGCUGUUUGCCAUGCCCAUAUGUGCUCCGUACGCCUCGCUGAGUAAGUUCAAGUACAAGGUGAAGCUCACGCCUGGAAGCCAGAAGAAGGGCAAGGCAGCGAAGCAAGCGAUGGGUCAUUUCUUUGCGGCAAAUCUGAAGGAAGAGAAGGGCAUGCAAAAGACGCAGCCGGAUGAGAAUCCGCUUGCAGUGCAGCGCAAGCUCAUGCGACUCCAUGGCGCUCACGAGUGCAAGCGGUCAUCGAGCAAGUUCAAGAAGAGCAACAAUAAGUAG